GCCAAUCUCUCUCCGAAAAAGUUUGAGUUUUCCCGUGGUCGGACCUCCCUCUCGCUUCCAGACGAUCAUCUCUUUCGAGCCAACUUCGGCCACUUCUUCGCUAAUUUUGAGAAAAGCUCAAACAGACCUCUACCAACAAUGAGUCGCUUGCUGUUGAUUUUGUUCUCUGUGGUUGCCCUGUGUGCUGUGAUCAGCGCCGCCCCAUCCAGGCAGAAGAGGGGUUUCCGGAAUGCUGCCCUCUCCACCGCCAGGGGCUUCGGAAAACGAAUGCAACAAUCAGAAGAAAUGGGACUACAUGAAGACCUCUCCAGACCAAUGGCUUCCAACUGGUUCGCCGAACAAGUAGCCAGGAGCCCCGCUUUGGCCAAAUAUCUAGUGGAAAAGGUCAUUGAUCAGAACGGUGACGGUCUGAUACACCCCGAUGAAGUAUAUCAGAGCCUGUAACCAUGAAAUCGAAAGCCCGGAGUUGAGCAACCAAUCAUAUCCUUCACAGCAAUUUGUUUGACCUUUCCGAAGAAUCAUUUCAUAUCAAAGCCAGCCGUAACCAGAGUCGAAUUUUUUUGGAAAGUAGUCACCGAGGAAAGUUUUCACUUUUAGCUUCUCAGUUCUCUUUAGACUAAGUUGUUCAUCUCUCUCUCUCUCUAUCUUUCUGUCCUCACGAUGCAUUCUUAUUUGUCUAAAUGUAUUGUGUAUAUAAGAGAAAAAGUAAUAAAGAUGCAGUUUUUGCAUUAAAAAAACAAAGGAAAUAAAGAUUCUGCUGCAUACUGAA
This is a messenger RNA of Argiope bruennichi, 769 nucleotides long. Its product is annotated as allatotropins-like. Lineage: Eukaryota; Metazoa; Arthropoda; Arachnida; Araneae; Araneidae. The transcript is spliced from 4 exons. Gene Ontology annotation, molecular function: calcium ion binding. The record is from RefSeq and is a predicted model, not a curated record. The coding region runs from base 139 to 444 and encodes 101 amino acids.